Pieris rapae (cabbage white) is the source of this 2290-nucleotide messenger RNA. RefSeq lists its product as uncharacterized. The coding region runs from base 212 to 943 and encodes 243 amino acids. The record is from RefSeq and is a predicted model, not a curated record. The transcript is spliced from 5 exons. NCBI's taxonomy places the organism in Eukaryota, Metazoa, Arthropoda, Insecta, Lepidoptera, Pieridae.
AGAAACAAAUUAGUUUUGCCUUGGGUAUGGGGGAAUUGUGUCGUGUCUUAGGAAAAGUUUAAAAAUUCACACGUUUCAUCACGAAACAAAAUUUCAGUUUUAAAUUUACGAAUGUUAUUGUGAAAUUAUUUUAAAAUAUUUUAUUACAGUGGCAAAUAUUGACUCAGAAAUACUUUGUGAGAUUUAUUAUACUCUUACGAAAGUUUACAAAAUGACCCACAAAAAAGUUAUAUUAUUUUGGAUGGCCGCUGUUUUAAUUAAUAAAAUUGAUGCUUUGAAAGAACAUUGCAAUAAACAAGAGGAUUUACUUCAGAGGUGUUCGAUGGCCCUGCCGGUACUUAGUUCUCCGGAAAUAUCUUUCGCCCUCACAAGAGAAGAACUGGACAAAAGUUGCAUAGAACUUCGCGCGGGUAUCAAAUGUAUAGACAACUACACGGAAGUUUGUAUGGAGAAGAGCGAACAAGUCGUGUUUCGGCGGAUGUACGCCGGGAUAACUGAUGUGGUUCAAGAGCUUUGUACACGAGGCACAUAUCAGGAUGAGUACCUGAGACAUGCUGAUUGUGUGAAGAAGGUUCGACCGGAGUAUGAAACUUGUAGCAAGAACUAUGAGGUGACUUUGACGUCACUCAGCAACCACCCGGAGAGAGACCAGUAUGAGACUGAUAGUGGAAGCCAUGAAGACCUUCGAACUAUGUGCUGCUCUUUCCAAGAAUACCUCCAGUGUUCCGAGCGGACGGUUCAGAGGUCGUGUGGAGACGAUGCUGCCUUGUUCACAAGCGCAUUCCUCAAGAGAAUGGCAUCUAAUAUCAUAAAGAACUUCUGUCUGGAUUAUCGCGGACAAGAGUGCGGUCUAACGGACAGCGGAAACUCAAACCAGCUCAGUCUACUUCUACUCAGUGUAACAAUGAUACUUCCCUUCGUGUCGGCGCUCGUACCCGCGUAAUGCAAUCGGCGUACAUGCGGAAUCGAAUUUUUAAUUACUAUCUUUGUAAUUAGUGAAGAACUUCGAGUUGAUGCAUUCACUGAACUGUAAACAAUUUAUGGAUGGUGAAACUUCACCUUUUUGCGAAGUAAGCGUUGUAGUUCAUGUUACCUGGUAAUUAUAAGUUAUUAAAUGUAAUUUCAGUCUCAAGAACUCGUUAUGAAACUUUCAUAGUUAUGCAGCGUGUUUUAAAAAUCUAUACAAUAAUGAUCACAGCUCAAUCGUCUGACAUGAAAACUAUUCAAUUGAAGUGUUUGUUUGGUACUAAAUUACGCUCAUAGAGUGCUGUUAUUUUUUUUUAAUAUUCUUAAUUUGUUUACAUUAUAAUUCAUGAUAACCGCGUAAAUUAAAAUCUUGAAUCUCAUUUAUUUAUAAAUCUUUUUCUUCACCUAUUUAUAGGCAAACGCAUUUCUAUGUCUGUAUCAUUGAUUUUAACUUUCCUAGUAUUUGCCGGAAAAUAAACCUAUUCUCUUAACUUGAUCAGGCGCAUUAUUUUGUCAAAACAAAAAUCAAUGUUAGACAAUUCAUUCACUUGUUAGUCCGUUUAGAAUGAAUGUAUCCUAAAGUAAUAAAUAAAUUCACGUUAACUUAAAUAUCACACUAUUUAAUAUUUAAGGUUGGUAGACAUAAUAUAUCGUAGGCCAAAGACUGCGAAUAGAAUUCGUGAAACUUAAAAAAGGCAUUUAGUUAAGUAAAAAAAUGUAUAGUAUUGUUCCUAGUAUUGUAAUAUAUGUAGUUAUUAUCUGUGUAUAAACGUAUUUUUAAAUAGUACAUUUCAUGAAGACUUUGAAGUAUCUGGUUUCUAGUACAGUCCUCGAUAUAGACAAAUCAUAAACUCACAUAAUAAAUAUUCAAAUAUUUUUCUUGUGAAUAAAAUUUACUAUUUUUUGUUCUCCCACAAAUGGCUCUUCUAAUUGUACUAAAUAAUCUCGCAUAGUAUUAGCAGAGAGUUAUAAGUGAUUAUUUAAAAUUAUUUUUUGAUUCUGAUCAAAUUUCAUUUUUUUUUAAUUUUAAUAUAAUUAUUAAAUAAAAAUAAAAUAAAUUAAAUCUAACGUCAUUGUAACGAUUACUCUAAUAAUUGUAAUAUGAAGUAUUAAACAUUUUAAUAACAAAUACAGUUUAAUUUAUAUAGAUUUAAAUUAUUAUAAGGAUUUAAAUGCGUGUUUCAAUUUCAUUUCACGAUAACCAUGCAUCAUUACAAUGUUUAAAUUUAAAAAAAAAGCUUUUAGAAUAAACUUUAUACCUUGGUCGGUUUAUUUUAAUAUAUUAAUUUAAAUUAUAUAUAAUAUGUGUCAGCUCAGAACUUCC